Grosmannia clavigera kw1407 is the source of this 957-nucleotide messenger RNA. Its product is annotated as tRNA-splicing endonuclease subunit sen34. Gene Ontology annotation, biological process: tRNA splicing, via endonucleolytic cleavage and ligation; tRNA-type intron splice site recognition and cleavage. The coding region runs from base 1 to 957 and encodes 318 amino acids. The record is from RefSeq and is a predicted model, not a curated record. The transcript has a single exon. Lineage: Eukaryota; Fungi; Ascomycota; Sordariomycetes; Ophiostomatales; Ophiostomataceae. Gene Ontology annotation, cellular component: tRNA-intron endonuclease complex. Gene Ontology annotation, molecular function: tRNA-intron lyase activity; nucleic acid binding.
AUGGAGCUGCUCCCGGCAACUACCGACCGCUCCAUGGCGGUCGUGUCGCCAAGCUCUGCCAAGAUCCGCAUCGCCAAGAUUGGCGGCCGCUACCUCGUGUUCGACGUCGCCGAUGUCGCGCGUCUGCGCCGCCAGAACGGUAUCUGCUCUGUCCUCGUCGGCAUCACGCCGCAGGCCCCCAACCAGGGCGUCUUCAGUGGCCUGCCGCUCGAACUGGCACCCGACGAAGUCCAGUGGCUCGUCCAGGACCAGCAGACUGCUUAUGUCGCUGACGACUGGGCUGACCACCUCGCCGGCCUGACGAGCCCGGUCGUGCGACAGCGCUACCUUGAGACUGUCGAGAGCCAUCGCUUGAUCGUCCAGGCUGCCGCAGAUGCAGAGGUUGCUGAGCGGCAGAAGCGGUCUGUCGAGGCGCGGGCGAGAGCGGCGUGUGAAAGAAAUGGCGACAGAGCCGGUAAGGAGAAGCAGAGUUCUGCCACGGCAGAACAGGCUGUCGGCAUCCGGAGUAACCCUCUGGUUCGCAUCACGCCGACCGCCUCUCUGGGACUUGUGGGCUGCUGCGAGCCGGACGAGACAAAGCGGCUGUCCAUGCCACGAAUGCCUUUCGAAAUGCCCGCUGCAGCCGCAGCUUCUUCCUCCUAUGCGAUGCGUGCCCAUCUUGCCAACCGUGGCUAUUUUGCCACGCCUGGGCUGCGCUUCGGUGGCGAUCUGAGCAUCUAUCCGGGCGAUCCGUUCCGGUAUCACGCGCACUUUGUGGCCACAACCUACGGCUGGGACGAGCCGAUCGCGCUGCUGGACCUUGUAGGCACCGGACGGCUAGCGACCGGCGUGAAGAAGGGCCUGCUUAUUGGGGGCUGGAAGCCGCCCGGUAGCAGUGUUGAUGGUGAUGAUGACAAUGAUAAUGAAACAGCCUGCAGUGGCGUACGCACUUUCACUCUGGAGUGGGCUGCUAUAUGA